Messenger RNA from Clarias gariepinus (North African catfish), 2211 nucleotides. RefSeq lists its product as uncharacterized. Gene Ontology annotation, cellular component: autophagosome; cytoplasm. The record is from RefSeq and is a predicted model, not a curated record. Gene Ontology annotation, biological process: autophagosome organization; peptidyl-serine phosphorylation; autophagy. Lineage: Eukaryota; Metazoa; Chordata; Actinopteri; Siluriformes; Clariidae. Bases 81 to 1208 code for a protein of 375 amino acids. Gene Ontology annotation, molecular function: ATP binding; protein serine/threonine kinase activity. The transcript has 5 exons.
CAGAGUCAUGCUUAAGAGGUAGAAAGGUUUCAGUCUUAAGAAACUUCCUCAUAGAGCAGUACUGCACUACAUACAGUAAGAUGGACUUUUCGACAAAAACCCUGGCAAAGGGCUGCUUUGGGAAAGUCUACAAGCAAAAGUUCGGAGACACCUGGGCCGCGAUGAAGAAAGUGCCCCUGGACAUGAUCACCAAGGAACAGCUUUCCAGAGAGUGCCUUGUUUAUGAGAAAGCACACCACAACAAUGUUGUGAAGCUCCUCGGGAAGCCAUGGCUGGAAGACGGGAAGUGGCACAUUCCUCUAGAGUUCGUCUUCGGAGAGGAUCUCGAGACGGCCAUAUUUAACGUACAGAGAUCUAAAAUACAGCUGAUUCCAUCAGUGAAGGCCACCAUCAACACUGGCAUGUGUGAAGGCUUAACCUUUCUGCACGGCAAAGACAUCGUCCACCAGGAUCUUAAACCAGACAAUAUCAUGAUUGAGCACGGAUCUCAUCGCCCUGUGAUCAUCGACAUGGGUCUGGCGAAAUUCUUCAAAAAUGGCUUAAGCUCUGCAGUAAACUUGGGCAAUGAGGCCUAUGCUGCUCCUGAGAUCCUCCUAGGAAACGUUCGGGACAAACGUUCAGACGUGUGGGCCAUGGGCAAAAUCAUUGCUGAACUCUGUGCAAGAGUCAGACUUCCAACACGUGCCGUGACUCCCUUUAAGAUUAAAGAGUGUCUGAAGGACAAUCCUUACUGUAGCGUCAUUUCCAGGAUGGUGGUGAUAAAUGCGCCAGAGAGAGCCACAAUGUUGGGAGUUAUUGGAGAGAUCCGGAAAAUUGGGGCAAAUCAAGGGGCAAAUCACGGGCUUGGAGCAGGAAGAACGCAUCUUGGUUUGGGUGCACAAGCCCGUCCCUGGGGAACAGGGGGUGCUGAAUUGGGUGUGAACCAAAAAUGGCGCCCACCGACUCCUUUUCCGGCAGAAGCGAAACACCAGGAUAUACCUGUUGAACGCAACCGCAGCCCCUCUCCACGGCCUCAAGCUUUAGCUCCUGUUAACACAAAGGUAUUAGUCAAUCAGUUCCCGCAGAUCACCAUCCCUUGUCCGUUACCACAAGAUGGGACGGUCAUUCAUCGUAGUUACGAUGAUGAAACUGGACAAAUGGAGAUUAAACAAAUAGUUACCAGGCACGGCAAGGUCGUUAAAUAUGAGGACGUAAAAAUUACCAAGUGAAGUCUACAAAAUGACGUGUUCAAAUGAUUUAAAGAUUUAACCAUCCAGGUCACUGGGUUGUGAUUCCAAAGUCUUAAGUAUUACAGUUAAACCUUGGAUUGCGAGCAUAAUGCCUUCCAUAAGCGUGCCUCAUUUUUGAGGAUUCCACGGAAAUGUGAUGGUGCAUUGUCAAACUGAAUCAUCACCCGCACUGUGACAGCCUUUUUACCUUUUUAGCUUCAUGCAGGUCAUUGUUGCAGUACAGUUACUAAACAACAGUCACUACACUUGAAAACAAAAUAAAAAAAACAUGCUUUACAUGCACGCACACACAUGUGGUCAGUGUUAUAGUAAGCAUGUACAUUCGCACACGGAUGUUGGCGCACUAGAAUGGGAUUACCCAUAAUUCCCCACAAUCGCACAGUGCGUGAGAGAGAGAAGAACCAUUGUCUCAGCUGUGAUCAUGUGAUGAGCGUCAAACAAAGGACAUACGUACUACAGUACUCGUAUAUAUAGGCCUUGCUUGUUUGACAACCUAUUUAACAUCACCCUCAUCUUGCAAAACACUCGCAAACCAAAUUACUCGCAAUCCAUGGUUCCACUGUAUAUACUUGUAAGCAGUGAAUAUUAGGUGUAUCUGGUGAAUAGCGUUGUUUUUACAAUGUAUAGUGAAUAAAAUAUCCGUUCAUUGAAAAGACUGCACAUAACAGAAUCCAUCACAAAUGUAAUACAGGAGUACAUUACAAAAGUAAUGAGAAAAGACUACAGGUGGUGGAUUUCCAUUCUUCAUGCUGUGAUGAAGAGACACUGCGAUUGUACAGCCGUCACACAACAAAGUACAGUAUGAUGUCACAAAAUAGCUCACACACUAUAUAUCUUGUAUAUGUAUUUCACAUCUAGAAUUAUAUGUAUACAGAAAUAACUUAUAAUGUGGUGUAUUUAUGUUUGUCUGUAUGUAUGUAUGUUUACAGUAUGGUGAAUGAUAAAUAUUUAAUGUGUGUUAAUAUAAGUCACAUUCUAUAUA